Molecule: messenger RNA, 1387 nt
Organism: Oryza brachyantha (malo sina)
Lineage: Eukaryota; Viridiplantae; Streptophyta; Magnoliopsida; Poales; Poaceae
Product: protein STRICTOSIDINE SYNTHASE-LIKE 10-like
Exons: 1
Coding region: 103-1167 (354 amino acids)
Biological process (GO): biosynthetic process
Molecular function (GO): strictosidine synthase activity
Source: RefSeq, a predicted model, not a curated record
GCAAGACGAAGGCGAAGCUAGCUGCCUGGGCUGUUCGAGCUUCGAUUGCUAGGUAGACCAAGGUUCACGAAGCCAGAAGGAAAAGCGACCAAGUGGUUAGUCAUGGGGGCCGCUCUGAGCGCUCUCGGCACCGGGAGGGUGGGGCCGCUGGCCCGGACGGCGCUGACGGUCGUCGUCCUGCUGCUCCUCCUGCCUACGCACGCCCUCGCCGCGGCCGUCGCGGCGGACACCUCCGCCACGCUGGUCGAGUCGCUGCCGCUGCCCACGUCGCUGGUCGGCCCGGAGAGCGUCGCGUUCAACGAGUACGGCGAAGGUCCCUACACCGGUGUCUCCGACGGCCGCGUCCUUCGCUACGACGGCGCCGACCGGGGCUGGACGACGUACUCCACCGCCCCGGGGUACAACGUCGCCAGGUGCAUGGCGCCCAAGCUCCGCCCCGGGGAGUUCACCGAGAGCGUGUGCGGCCGCCCGCUCGGCCUGCAGUUCCACAACACCUCCGGCAACCUCUACAUCGCCGACGCGUACAAGGGGCUCAUGCGCGUCGGGCCGCGCGGCGGCGAGGCCACCGUGCUCGCCACGGAGGCCGACGGCGUGCCGUUCCGCUUCACCAACGGGGUCGACGUCGACCAGGUCACCAGCGAGGUCUACUUCACCGACAGCAGCACGCGCUUCCCGCGAUCGCAGAACGAGAGGGUCACGACCACCGGAGACUCGACGGGCCGCCUGAUGAAGUACGACCCGACGACAGGCCACACCGCCGUGCUCGACUCCGGCAUGCCGUACCCCAACGGCGUCUCCCUCAGUGCCGACAGGUCGCACCUCGUGGUGGCGCUGACCGGGCCGUGCAAAUUGGUGAGGCACUGGAUCAAGGGAGCCAAGGCCGGCACGUCGGAGCCUUUCGCCGAGCUGCCAGGCUACCCGGACAACGUGAGGGCUGACGGGAAGGGAGGGUAUUGGGUUGCACUGAACCGUGAGAAGUCGGAGUCGCCGUAUGGCUCGGAGGACCACGUCAUCGCAGUGCGGGUCAGCCGGAGCGGGAAGGUUGUGGAGAAGCUGAGGGGUCCCAAGAACGUCCGACCGUCGGAGGUGAUCGAGAGGGACGGCGGCAAGCUCUACCUGGGUUCAGUGGAACUCAACCGUGUUUCCAUUGUUAAGGCUACCAGUUAGUUUGUUGUUCAGACGGAGUACCAGUUAGCUUAUUUCCUUGGCUUUUGUUCAGUGCGCUUGUUUUCUUUAAUUUGUUUUAGACGCAAGUAUUUUCGGCUGAACCAGUGAACUACGGAUGUAAAAAAAAAUGCACUUUAUAUGUCCUUGGAAUAUAUCAGUAUGCUGUAGCAUAAUUACCACGAUUUGUGAAUUGUGAUAAGAGGCUGAAAACAACUCCAUA